GGAGCCACGUCUCUGCUGGCCGAGGGCAGAGCGGCGAUUGGCGUCCGGGGGCUGCUGGGAAGAUGGCGGGCUCGGUGGCCGGUCGAUGAGGAGGCCGCGGGGGGAGCUCGGCUCCCGGGCCCCAAGACCGACUGAGGGAGCGACCUGCGCGGGGCCUGGGGAGUCAUGGUCUCCAUCACCCAACUCCAUGCUUCGAGUCCUGCUUGCUGCCCAGGCCUCUGCUGCUCAGCUGUCUGGCCUGCUGCUGUUCCCACCAAUACAGCCCUUCUGUCUGGGGCCCAGCAAGUGGGGGGACCAGCCUCCUGGAGGAGGCCCCCACACAGGUCCUGUGCAGGGCCUGCAGCGGCUCCUGGAACAGGCGAGGAGCCCUGGGGAGCUGGUGCGCUGGCUGGGCCAGAACCCUACCAAGGUGCACGCCCACCACUACCCAGUGGCGCUUCGUCGUCUGGGCCAGCUCUUGGGGUCUCAGCCACGGCCCCCGCCUGUGGAGCAGACCUCACUGCAGGACUUGAGUCAGCUCAUCAUCCGAAACUGCCCCUCCUUUGACAUUCACACCAUCCACGUGUGUCUGCACCUUGCCGUCUUACUUGGCUUUCCGUCAGAUGCGCCCCUGGUGUGUGCCCUGGAGGGGGAGCGAAGGUCACGCCUCCCCCUGAAGCCUCCUCCCCCUCUGCAACCUGUCCUUCGUGGUGGGCAAAGGUUGGAAGCUGCUCUGAGCUGCCCCCACUUUCUGCGGCAUCCACAGCAGCACCUCAUCCGAAGCUUGGCAGAGGCCAGGCCAGAGGAACUGACUCCCCACGUGAUGGUGCUCCUGGCCCAGCACCUGGCCCGACACCGGUUGCGGGAGCCCCAGCUUCUGGAAGCCAUUGCUCAUUUCCUGGUGGUCCAGGAAGCCCAGCUCAACAGCAAGGUGGUACAGAAGUUGGUCCUGCCCUUUGGGCGGCUGAACUACUUUCCCCUGGAACAGCAGUUUAUGCCCUGCCUUGAAAGGAUCCUGGCUCGAGAAGCAGGGGUGGCCCCCCUGGCCACUGUCAACAUCUUGAUGUCACUGUGCCAGCUUCGGUGCCUGCCCUGCCGAGCCCUGCAGUUUGUCUUUUCCCCGGGUUUCAUCAACCACAUCAGUGUCCCCUUGCCUGUAGGCACCCCUCAUGCCCUGAUUGUGCGGCGCUACCUCUCCCUGCUGGACACGGCUGUGGAGCUGGAACUCCCAGGAUACCAGGGUCCCCGCCUUCCCCGAAAGCAGAAAGUGCCCAUCUUCCCCCAGCCACUCAUCACUGACCGUGCUCGCAGCAAGUACAGUCACAAGGAUAUAGUGGCGGAGGGGCUGCGCCAGUUGCUGGGGGAGGAGAAAUACCGCCAAGACCUGACCGUGCCUCCAGGUUACUGCACAGACUUCCUGCUGUGUGUCAGCAGCUCUGGUGCUGUGCUUCCUGUGAGGACCCAGGACCCUUUCUUACCUUACCCUCCCCGGUCCUGUCCCCAGGGCCAGGCUGCCUCUCAGCCCACUGCCCAAGACCCUGCCCAGAGGGUGGUGCUGAUGCUGCAGGAACGCUGGCAUUUCUGCCGGGACAGCAGGGUGCUGCUGGGCUCACGGGCCCUGCGGGAACGGCACCUGGGCCUGCUGGGCUACCAGCUUCUGCCGCUACCCUUUGAGGAACUGGAGUCACAGAGAGGCCUGCAUCAGCUCAAGAGCUACCUGAGACAGAAGCUGCAAACCUUGGGCCUCCGCUGGGGUCCUGAAGGGGGGUGAGGGGAUGCACAUGGGGUUCACGAUGGCUCCCCUAUGGGGGGGUGGACAGUUUGCACUUUGGCUUCCUCUGUUUUUGUUCAUUAAAGUCCCUUCCUCCU
Molecule: messenger RNA, 1848 nt
Organism: Eptesicus fuscus (big brown bat)
Lineage: Eukaryota; Metazoa; Chordata; Mammalia; Chiroptera; Vespertilionidae
Gene: FASTK
Product: Fas activated serine/threonine kinase
Exons: 10
Coding region: 86-1750 (554 amino acids)
Biological process (GO): regulation of mitochondrial mRNA stability; mitochondrial RNA processing
Cellular component (GO): mitochondrial matrix; ribonucleoprotein granule
Molecular function (GO): RNA binding
Source: RefSeq, a predicted model, not a curated record